AUGAAUGAAUUUUUUAGUAUGAAUGAAUUUUUUAGUAUGAAUGAAUUUUUUAGUAUGGACGAUUUUGCAAGUAGCUCAUUGCUACAUUCAGAUAAAAACUGCAAUUCCAAAGACAACUCUCCAUAUGAGGCUUUUAAAAAAUUAUCUGAUUUCCGCGUCAAACUUUUUAAAUAA
Molecule: messenger RNA, 174 nt
Organism: Dictyostelium purpureum
Lineage: Eukaryota; Evosea; Eumycetozoa; Dictyosteliales; Dictyosteliaceae
Exons: 1
Coding region: 1-174 (57 amino acids)
Source: RefSeq, a predicted model, not a curated record